Messenger RNA from Priapulus caudatus, 2762 nucleotides. RefSeq lists its product as uncharacterized. The record is from RefSeq and is a predicted model, not a curated record. The coding region runs from base 127 to 2007 and encodes 626 amino acids. NCBI's taxonomy places the organism in Eukaryota, Metazoa, Priapulida, Priapulimorpha, Priapulimorphida, Priapulidae. The transcript is spliced from 12 exons.
UUUCACUUGUCACACCCGGGCACACCAUAUUCGCGAACAACUUCUGUAUUUGUUAGUGAGAAACCCGUGGUUGCCUUUAACGGAGAACACUCGUUCGUAAACGUUCUGCGUGACCGCCAGGGAAGAAUGUUCAUCGACGAAUCAUCACCCGCUGAGCCUCACCUUACAACUACGUACUUACUGUACGGCCACAUAGGAACUUCGUCAAAGGCAACGUCACAAAGGUUACGCACGCGUAGAGGAUGCAUGUCAUUAUUAUUACUAACUCUGGCGAUUAUUUCACAGUGUCAGGUGACAGUGGCGAAGAAUCGCUACGGCGACUACAGCAAGCGAGGCCUGUCACCUUAUCACAAUUAUGGGCUUUAUUCUCAUGGAAGUCUCGACCAAAGCCUUAAUGGUAUAUCGCGCAUCUGUGACGUCACGCACUGUCAUGGCAUGCUGCUGAACGUCGACUUUCCCAUGCCCUUUUAUGGACAUCUAUACGUGCCAGGCGCAAAUGGCAGUCCGUACUGCAGCGUGCAUGGCCACGGAAAGCGCAAGCAGACCUUCUUCGUGCCGUUUACGUUUUGCGGAAUGAAACGGGCCGAUCUGUAUGGAAACUAUCACUCAUACGUCAGAGUGUGGAAUACGUUUGUUCUCGAAUGGGCACCAUAUUCUCCUAGAUUCAAUCUACCAAGUAUCAACUUCGAAGUGGAAUGUCAUCUACCGAUGGGAUACACGUUAGAUUACAGUCACAAGGUCGAGUCCGAAUGCUCAAAUUUCUUCAAGUCGAAGAACGUUUUACCAGAUGUCCCAAUUGGACGGAGCUGCCUGGAUACGACGCAAUGUCUUGGCGGAGACGGUGCACAGUGCCAAGACGUCGGUUAUGGACAACGGAAGUGUGGUUGCAUAACCGGAUACGAGGCCAGAAGAUUGGCAUACCGAAGUCAUUCAUAUGAUAAAUAUGGAUAUCACCAAACUGCGUACCACUUGGAAUGCAGACGAGUUACAACCUCUGCCACUGUAUGUGAGGACACAUGUGCGGAGAUCACUUGCCCGGUUGGUCAAACGUGUCACUCGAAUGUUUGUGCUGGCACGUGUUUACUCGACGCAGAUUGUACGGACACAGCUGCACCAGUAUGCUGCAAUGGUAUUUGUGUCGCAUGUCAAGAUGACGACCAUUGUACCGAUUCUGAUUUACCUGCGUGUGUUAAUGGCACGUGUAUCGCAUGUGCAACUAACACGCACUGCAUGAAUACACCGCUAACACCAGUAUGCUGCAACGGUGUGUGUGUCGCAUGUCAAGAUGACGACGAUUGUACCGAUUCUGAUUUACCUGCGUGUGUUAAUGGCACGUGUAUCGCAUGUGCAACUAACACGCACUGCAGCAUGAAUGCAGCAACACCCGUAUGCUGCAACGGUGUGUGUGUUGCGUGUCAAAAUGAUGCAGGAUGUACGGCGAUUAAUGCGAAUUUACCGGCCUGCACUAGCGGAACAUGUGAGCAGUGUAACAUGGAUUCGCACUGCUUCAUUGGGCUUCCUAGAUGUGUGAACAAAGCCUGCGUCGAGUGCAUCAUAGACACGGACUGUGCCACCGGGGAAACAUGCGACGAUAAUCUCAUGUGUGUUGCUGGGUGCACAGACGCAUCGUGCAUGGCUAUGGAUCCGAACUCAUACUGUCCGGAUGAUAUUGCAUGUGCAUGUCAUCCCAUAUUCACUGAAGAUAACGGAGUCUGUACAGCACCAGAUCCGUGUGACGCUGUGAUCCCAGCUGGAUUCCCCAAUGCAGGAGACCCACUACCUAACUGUGAACGAGGGGAUACCAUGAAUCAGAUGUGCAUGGACAAUAACAUGCCAACUGGGGUGUACACGUGUAGAUGCACGCAAAAUACCAAUUGUGGGACGAAAAUCAGCUGCGCCAACGAUGGCUGUACGGGCAUACCGACACUGGAGGUUUUCUUUAUGUGUACCGAAGUAAUGACGGGCAUGGGGACAACAAUAACGUGCACACCAAUCUUUCCCCCUUAAAUAUUUUCUUCAUUGCGCAUGUUCGUGAUGUAACGAAAUGUAGAGCCGCAAUUAUGCAUAACGUGAUACGAUCCACUUAGAAAUAAAGGAAGAUGGUGGAAUAUUUAUAUUUGAUAUUAUCAGGAGUGAAUAAUAGAGAUUAUUAUAGAUCUCUAUUAUUCACUCCUGGUAUUAUGAUAUUGAUGUCGACUAUGCAUUACAGUUAUAUGUACCACCUAAUCUCAUCUACUGAAACCAAAGGCUCUGACUAUGGCUAGGUUUUUACAUCAGUGAAGCAGAUAGUGAUAUAAACAGAUCGUAACUAAAAGAAACGCGUGUAUGCAUAAAGGUAUAGAAUCAGCAAAGGGUUACCAGAACACAACGUUGUUAAAAUAUUAUUCGAUAAAUAAAUUAAUCACUGCAUGCCACAGAAUUAAAAAUUGAAUAAUGAUGAUGAUGAUGAUGAUGAUGAUGAUAAUAAUAAUAAUAAUGAUGAUGAUGAUGAUGAUGAUAAUAAUAAUAAUAAUGCGGCUCGGAAUUUGUGUCCGGAUUUCUCUAAAUGGCUCCAUUGUUUUUCAAAUACAGUAAAUAAUACCAAAUUGUCUACCUGAGUGCCAAUAAAUUCGCACCACGUACAUAGCAAAGAGCCAUUGAGCAUUGUUGAAGCGGCAAUAUCCGUCCGUAACAAUUUUCUCACCCACAUAUUGAUUAAAGAGUAGGCGCAAUAUCUAUUGGAAUACCGUAAAUAAUAGAUAAAUAAACAUCAGUAUAGUAAU